AGGGCAGGAAACAAGAGUUAUAUUUUUUCUAUAAGUGAUUGGUCAUAACGGUUCUCUUACCUGUCCGGCGACCGACCGCUAGGGGGCGGCCUACUUUUGGACCGGCGGGUAAUGAAAGGUAGGUAGUCAGAUGGAUAGUAUGCACAAGUACAGGUGUGUCCGUCCCGACCGGCGGACCCUAAUGUGCAUGUGGACACUGGUCAUUUCUAUUAUGUGUGGGAGUUUUAUUCUUUGCGCCACUUCUCAGUGGCAGAGGUGUAAAUAAAAAGUUAUUCAACAGAGGAUUAUUAUCGUUGUUAAUAUGGACCUCACAUGGGAGAAGGUGUAUCGUUGUAGUGCGUACUUUUGAAGGAAUGUCCAGUACUGAGUGUACAAAUUUAGCAUCUUUAGUUGUGAACGGUGGAGUACCUUUCAAAAAUCUCAUGAUGACGACGGAUAUGGUGGAAUUCCAGGAUAUGUGGCAGGACAUUGAAAGUGUUCUCUUAGGAGACCUUCAUCCCCAGGAGCACCAAAUGAAAGUGUCCAUGAAUGCAAUGAAAUUCCAUCCGCCCAAUAACCAGCUAUCCAUGUUGGACAAUGUCCAGAAACGAAUUACGUCACCCUCUCUCAAUCCUCUUCCGGAAGACAACAAUUCCUCCGGAAGGUAUGAGGAUAUCGGUGCUUACAUGGACUUCGUACUCUGUGGUUCCUCCAGCAAUAACGCGCAAUCGACUGUGAUUUACGACGACAACGUCGACUUCGACGAAAGUGUAAAGCAAGAAAUUAAUAAUAGUUUGACUGUGAAUGAAACUGAUUCGCCAAUGGAGCCGAUUUUGCCUAAUCUAGAACCCAUGGAACAGAGCAAGGAAAGGUUCUCCCAACUAAGUAACUGUAUUCCACAGCAACUUACCCAACACCAACCUCCCACAAAUCAUAUAGUAUCUCCUUACACGUCAACACUGAACCCCAACAUGUGGGUGACAUACAAUACAAGCGCCAAUGCUGUGAUUGCGAGUCAAAUGUCACCCCCUGCGUCGCCCGAGCGGACGGGUCAGCAGUUGGUCAUGAAAUCUACCAAUGGCCUGCUGAUGGACAACUUUGUACCGCCGCCGAACCUCAUAAACCCAGUCCAAACGCAGUUUGGGCCUCCAUUGGUGUCCCAUCCCGGUCAGCACCAGCAACCUCAACAGCCACAUCUGAGGAUGGUGACGCCGCCAUCUUCGCCCCAUUUAGCGGAGUUACUCAACAACAAUCGUGCCACCACUGCGGUUCCCACUGGUUUCACAGCGACGCAUCAGACUGUAUUUGCUAGUAUGCCCGAAAUGCGAGAUCAGCAGUCGCAGCAACAGCCGGGGAGCAUGGUGGCCAAACCCAAGAGGGGCAGAAGAGGUUUCGGCAGAAAGAAGAUAACGACGCACACUUGCUCGCAUCCAGGUUGUUCAAAGACUUAUACUAAAAGUUCGCACCUCAAAGCCCAUUUGCGCACUCACACAGGUGAGAAACCUUAUCAGUGCAACUGGAAAGGUUGCGGGUGGAAGUUUGCUCGAUCGGAUGAACUUACACGACAUUACAGAAAACACACUGGUGACCGUCCUUUCCAGUGCAGACUAUGUGAGAGAGCAUUUUCUCGCUCUGACCAUCUCUCUUUACACAUGAAGAGGCACACAGCUGUAUAAAUUCCAUUACACAUGAAUCUCUCCCAAUACUUAAGGCUGUUUUUUUAAAAGCAUUUCUUCUUUUUUUUUAAUUGUUCGUUAACAGUUAUGAAUUGCUGUUAGGUUUUGUCCACUUCCAACGAAAGAAUCUUUUACAGUUAAGUAAAAUGGUGCAAAACUUUAAUUUAAAGAAAAUUCAGUUUCUUCUAAUUGAAAAUGGCCCAAAAUUUCUAUUAAAAAAAAACAAUGUCUUAAAAAACAAAGUAUUCGCGUUCUAAUUUUCUAAUAUUUUCGAAAUUGCUCCGUUACUGCUGAGUUCGUAACAGUUAAGAAUUUCUGUUAUGUUUUGUUCUCUUCUAAACUUUUCGAAGAAUCGAAAGAAUCUUUUACAGUUAAUGAAAAUGGUGCAAAACUUUAAUUUGAAGACAAUUCAGUUUUUAAUUGAAAAUUGCCCAAAAUUUCAAUUGAAAAAUGCAAAGCAUUUGCGUUCUAAUUUUCUAAUAUUUUCGCGAAAUUACUCUGUUACUGCAAAGUUUAUUACUUUUGUCUUUUAAUAGUUGAGUUGACUCUUUUAUACAAAUAGAAUUCGUGGAAUAAAAGUAAUGCUUUAAUUCGAUUUUCAUGAGCUCUAAUUUUGACAUUUAUUUGCCGUGGUGAAACUGCUUUCUAAAAACAGCCUUAAUUUAAGCCCUAUACUCUUCAGCUCCUUGAUAACGCUAUUUCUCUUAGCUAUUUAUUUAAUGUUUUCGAUUAAAUAUUUUUUUUGGGUAAAGACUGUUAGUUAAUGAAAUACCUUUUAAAAUCAUAUUUUAAUAAUUAAUAAAAACCGAAUGUCUCAUAAAAUCAUAUUUUUAAUAGAAAGCAGAAAAAUAAAAGUACUACACAAUAAUAUUUGUAAUAAAAUGAGAAAUUUUAAAUUCCGGUUGAAAUAUGUGUUUAAGGCUAAUAUGAUACUAAUUUGAAAGAAAAAAGUAUUUGUAAUUAUCAGUUCCUUGAAUAUUUUUUAAAAAUCAAAUUUAGCCAAACGUUAGUGCUGGUGAUUUAGUGUCAUAUAUAGAUAAAAAAAAUAUUAUAAAAAUAUCAUAAUUUUCAUUUGGUUUAAGUUUUUCACAGCUUUUUUCUUAAAUUAUUUUACGCUGCACUCACGCUACUGUAACCAUAUUAAUUUUAUUUCUGUUUGAAUGCAAGGCUCAUUUGAAUAAAUUGCGUUUUUGAAAUUUAGACUAUUUUCACAUUUUUUAUUGCAUUACCAAAAAAACUAUUUAAAUUUAUCAUACAGUUUAACCCCCGAUAAGAAAUGAUAUAGUACAUUAUUUUUUUUAUUUUAAUUAAAAAUAUAUUUAUUUUAAGUUAAAGAGGAUUCAUUUCGCAUUUUUAAUCUUUAUUGAAGAUGUUUUUUUUUGCAUGAGUAUGUAUUAAAAGUUCAGGUAUAUUUCAUGAAGCAUUAAAAAAAUUUAAAAUAAAUUUAACUAAUUUUUGAUAUAAUCGAAAACAUGUUUUAUUAAACAAAUGUAAAUUUAUUACAAAGAAAACUAUACUUAAAUAAUAUUAUUCAU
This is a messenger RNA of Parasteatoda tepidariorum (common house spider), 3190 nucleotides long. RefSeq lists its product as uncharacterized. Gene Ontology annotation, biological process: regulation of transcription by RNA polymerase II. The record is from RefSeq and is a predicted model, not a curated record. NCBI's taxonomy places the organism in Eukaryota, Metazoa, Arthropoda, Arachnida, Araneae, Theridiidae. Gene Ontology annotation, molecular function: DNA-binding transcription factor activity, RNA polymerase II-specific; RNA polymerase II cis-regulatory region sequence-specific DNA binding.